This is a messenger RNA of Pyrus x bretschneideri (Chinese white pear), 1023 nucleotides long. RefSeq lists its product as uncharacterized. NCBI's taxonomy places the organism in Eukaryota, Viridiplantae, Streptophyta, Magnoliopsida, Rosales, Rosaceae. The coding region runs from base 337 to 750 and encodes 137 amino acids. The record is from RefSeq and is a predicted model, not a curated record. The transcript has 2 exons.
AGUAAUUGAACCUGCUAUAAGCCAGUUGGAGACAUUUUGUGAGAAUGUUGAAAACCUUCUCUCCUCGUCAGAACCUGUAGGAGAUGCACUCUCUCAAUCUUCAGUGGAUAUAGAGGAAGGGGCAGCUUCUGACUCAUCUCUUGUACAAAAUGCUACUUACGAAAACCACGAUAAAAUGUCAUCAGAUGACGGAGUCCACUUAGGUUCUGUGGAAUUUGUUAAGACCAUAUCGUGUGGUUAUCAUUGGAAGAAACUAAUGAUAUCAAGGUGAAUAAAUUUCAGCUCGAUGGAAUUUAUCAUGCAAGUCAAGAAUUUGAAUUGGAUGGUGGAGACAAUAUGCUAGUCCCAGCCUUCGAUGAUGUAGGAGGGUGCAAUUCUCUUAUGGAAACAGAUUACAGAAGUAGUAACCACACCGACAUGUCUUCUAAUAUUUCAGAUGAGAUACAAUUUUCCGAUUUUGUUAACUUGGUAGAACCAUGUAAGAGAAACCCAGCGGGUAUUAGAUCUUGUCCUGCUGAUGCCCUUUCAAUAUCAAAUUCCUGCUUGACCACAGAUGCAGUUUCUCCUCCCAAUGGUAUUGAACUGCACAAUAGUUUUGAUGAAUUAAAGUCUGCCGUGCCUUUGCCAGUGUGCAAUAGUUUUGAGGAUCAAUCUACCAUGCCUUUUCCAGAAAGUAGUAAUUUAUCAUUUCAUCGAUCUUCUUUCCUAUGUUGCAAUUCUGUUGCCUUGCGUUCUAACAUGAUAUACUAGUGUCUAAAUGUUUUCUGGUUUUUGAGUGCGUGCAUAUCAUCAUCUGGCCCUUUAAUAGAGGACCUACAGACUUUUGAUGCAUAUCGGCAGUUUGUUUGAUUACAUCAAAUUAUGUUAUUGCAGUAGUAUUAAGGAAGUAUAUGUUUUCAACUUUCCUUCAUAAAGAUUUCAUGGCUCCAUUUCAGAAGCGUGGGAUAAUGACAUUGCUAAGUCAGGUUUACAGACUUCGCAAUCACUGAACAUAAAGCUUGACGAAAGUUGCAUUAAAGUAGA